GCGGGUAGAGCUGCUCGCGGAGCGAAGGAUACUGAAUAAUACAUUUAAGGAAAAAAUGGAUGAAGAACCUGAAAGAACUAAGCGAUGGGAAGGAGGCUAUGAAAGGACAUGGGAGAUUCUUAAAGAAGAUGAAUCAGGAUCACUUAAAGCUACGAUAGAAGACAUUCUCUUCAAAGCAAAGAGAAAAAGAGUAUUUGAGCACCAUGGACAAGUUCGACUUGGAAUGAUGCGUCAUCUUUAUGUGGUAGUAGAUGGAUCAAGAACAAUGGAAGACCAAGAUUUAAAGCCAAAUAGACUGACUUGUACUUUAAAGUUAUUGGAAUACUUCGUAGAAGAAUAUUUUGAUCAAAAUCCUAUUAGUCAGAUUGGAAUAAUUGUAACAAAGAGUAAAAGAGCUGAAAAACUGACCGAACUCUCAGGAAACCCAAGGAAACAUAUAACAUCUUUGAAGAAAGCUGUAGAUAUGACCUGUCAUGGAGAACCAUCCCUCUAUAACUCCUUAAGCAUGGCUAUGCAAACUCUAAAACACAUGCCUGGACAUACAAGUAGAGAAGUCCUAAUCAUCUUUAGCAGCCUCACAACUUGUGAUCCGUCUAAUAUCUAUGAUCUAAUCAAGACCCUAAAGGCAGCUAAAAUUAGAGUGUCUGUUAUCGGAUUAUCUGCAGAGGUUCGGGUUUGCACUGUACUUGCUCGUGAAACUGGUGGCACAUACCAUGUUAUUUUAGAUGAAAGCCAUUAUAAAGAAUUGCUGACACAUCAUGUCAGUCCUCCGCCUGCUAGCUCAAGUUCUGAAUGUUCACUUAUUCGCAUGGGAUUUCCCCAGCAUACCAUUGCUUCUCUGUCUGAUCAAGAUGCAAAACCCUCUUUCAGCAUGGCGCACUUGGAUAGCAACACUGAGCCAGGACUUACAUUAGGAGGGUAUUUCUGCCCACAGUGUCGGGCAAAGUACUGUGAGCUUCCAGUUGAAUGUAAAAUCUGUGGUCUUACUUUGGUGUCUGCUCCGCAUUUGGCACGGUCUUACCAUCACUUAUUUCCUUUGGAUGCUUUUCAAGAACUUUCUCUAGAAGAACAUAAUGGAGAAAAAUUUUGUUAUGGAUGUCAGGGGGAAUUGAAAGACCAACAUGUCUAUGUUUGUGCUGUGUGCCAAAAUGUUUUCUGUGUGGACUGUGAUGUUUUUGUUCACGACUCUCUUCACUGUUGUCCUGGCUGCAUUCAUAAGAUUCCAACUUCUUCGAGUAUUUGAUUCCAACAUAUAGUACACAUUGUAUGUGUUAAAAGGACAUUUGCAACUGUUAAAAAGUGAUUCUUCAGAAGAAGCUCCGAUUAAGAUAUGAAGACCAGUUUGAAAGGAAAAUCUGAUUGAAGAAACUUUUUGCUAAGAAAAUGUAGGAUUGGGGCACCUGGCUCAGUCAUUUGGAAGAGCAUGAGACUCUUGAUCUCAGGGUUAUGAGUUCGAGCCCCACGAUGGAUUGCUACAAGGUAAAAUAAACUUAAAAAAAAGGGAGGGAUGAGGGGGAAAAAAAGAAAAUGUAGGAUUUUAUUAAAUUUUAAAAUUUGUGUCCUGUCACAGAAAUGCCCAGGAUUUAAUAGUACUUCACUUGGUUAA
Messenger RNA from Odobenus rosmarus divergens (Pacific walrus), 1606 nucleotides. RefSeq names its product general transcription factor IIH, polypeptide 2, 44kDa (gene GTF2H2). Gene Ontology annotation, molecular function: zinc ion binding. Gene Ontology annotation, cellular component: transcription factor TFIIH core complex; transcription factor TFIIH holo complex. NCBI's taxonomy places the organism in Eukaryota, Metazoa, Chordata, Mammalia, Carnivora, Odobenidae. Bases 56 to 1243 code for a protein of 395 amino acids. Gene Ontology annotation, biological process: nucleotide-excision repair; DNA-templated transcription; regulation of transcription by RNA polymerase II. The transcript is spliced from 16 exons. The record is from RefSeq and is a predicted model, not a curated record.